Molecule: messenger RNA, 717 nt
Organism: Mizuhopecten yessoensis (Yesso scallop)
Lineage: Eukaryota; Metazoa; Mollusca; Bivalvia; Pectinida; Pectinidae
Exons: 4
Coding region: 1-717 (238 amino acids)
Source: RefSeq, a predicted model, not a curated record
AUGUUCGCACGCGUGGUCGUAUUAUUGGAGGAAACUGGAGUACUCGGAGAAAACUCACGUGGUCGGCAAGAGAGUAAGGAAGUGGGAAAAGAACAGAGUAAGGAAGUGAGAAAAGAACAGAGUAAGGAAGUGAGGAAAGCACAGAGUAAGGAAGUGAGGAAAGCACAGAGUAAGGAAGUGAGGAAAGCACAGAGUAAGGAAGUGAGGAAAGCACAGAGUAAGGAAGUGAGGAAAGCACAGAGUAAGGAAGUGAGGAAAGCACAGAGUAAGGAAAGUAAGGAAGUGAGAAAAGAACAGAGUAAGGAAGUGAGGAAAGAACAGAGUAAGGAAGUGAGGAAAGAACAGAGUAAGGAAGUGAGAAAAGAACAGAGUAAGGAAAGGAUAAAAGAGCAGACUAAGGAAUUGAGUGAAAAACAGAGUAAGGAAAGGAUAAAAGAGCAGAGAAGUGAGAAAAGAAUAGAGAAAGGAAGUGAGAAAACACGGAGAAAGGAAGUGAGAAAAGAACAGAGUAAGGAAGUGGGGAAAGAACAGAGUAAGGAAGUGAGGAAAGAACAGAGUAAGGAAGUGAGAAAAGAACAGAGUAAGGAAAGGAUAAAAGAGCAGACUAAGGAAAUGAGAGAAGAACAGAGUAAGAAAAGGAUAAAAGAGCAGAGUAAGGAAGUGAGAGAAGUACUGAGUAAGGAAGUGCGAAAAGAACAAAGUAAGAAAGUGAGAUGA